GUUUGAAAACUCUUGUUGACGUUUUGUUUUGUUGUGGUUUUGUUUGCAUUUAUUGCAUUGCACCUUACUGGUGCACCUGUUCCUGUAAUGAAGUUGUGAUGUAUUUUGGACCCGCUACGCUAAUAUAAAGAAAUAGUUGAAAAAGAAAGAUUAUCAUACUAAAAUGUUCAUUUAUAUGAGCAAGAAGAUUGCCAUACCCAAGCAAUCAAAUGUGACCUGCAUAUCAUGGAACCAUUCAUCCGGUUAUAUUGCUGUUGGUGGAGAAGAUGGCAUGUUAAAAGUCCUCAAAUUGGAAUCUGGCGGUGGAGGGAAUCUAUCAAUGAAUCUGAGCUUAGAAGGACACACAGGCCAAGUGUGUGUUGCUAUAUGGAAUGAAGUAUUUCAAAAAUUGACCACUAGUGAUGAACAUGGAGUUAUCAUUGUCUGGAUGCUAUACAAGGGGUCAUGGUAUGAAGAGAUGAUAAAUAACAGAAACAAAUCAACUGUGAGGAGCAUGGCUUGGGGUUCUGAUGGCCAAAAAAUAUGCAUAGCUUAUGAGGAUGGAGCUGUUAUCGUAGGCUCAGUGGAUGGUUCGCGGGUUUGGGGUAAGGACAUCAAGGGGCCAGGAUUAGCUGCAGUGCAGUGGUCACCUGAUAAUUCACAGCUACUGUUUGCUCUGACCAAUGGAGAGCUGCACAUUUAUGAUGAUCAAGGAAAUUUUACAAUGCCAGUGGCUAUUAAUGGGGUGUCGGGAUCUAUGGACAUUGUCACGAUGGACUGGUAUGCCGGGAGCGCUCCAGCUAACCGACCAGUGCUCGCCAUAUCUUACAAGAGCGGAAUAAUAUUAUUAAUGAAGAAUUGUAAUGAGGAAGAUAGUGUGGUGGUAGAAUCAAACAUGUCAAUAAUAGAUUGUCACUGGAACCAUAACGGCACCAUUCUUGCUGCUGCCGGCUUUACGUCCGACAAGACGAAUGUUGUGCAAUUCUUUAGUGCAUAUGGAGAGCAUAUACGUACUCUACGCGUGCCCGGCGGUAGUAUGAGAGCUCUGUCGUGGGAGAAGAAGUCGCUACGGCUCGCAAUCGCCAUCGACUCCUUCAUAUACUUUGCUAACGUCAAAAUGGAUCACAAGUAUGCGUUUUACGGUAAUACUCUGGCAUACGCAUCGGGAACUGAAACCGUCACCUUUUGGGAUACUGUAACACAUCAGUCUUGGAUAAAUCAUAUACCGGACGUCAUUGAUAUGUGUGCAGUUGACGAAUACUGCGUCAUUGCCACUUUGGGACAUAUCAUUAUAUCCAAUCAGCAAGGAAUACAAUGUGAUGCUAAACCGGUGAAUAUGCCAGUGGUUUAUGUGACUAUCAACAGCAAGGCAAUUGUUGUGGCUGCCUCGAAGGAAUCAUUCCUUAUAUGGAAGUUCUCUACACCGACUAGACCUCGCGCCACAGAACAAUUGUACCAAGCGGAUGGGUCGCCCAUGUCCAGUAGCGACACCUGUUUCCAGGACGACACAAUUUGCUGCAUCGCAAGUUCAGACACACAUCUUUUGAUCGGAAGAGAUUCUGGCUCCAUAUUGCUGUUCUCUCUAGUCAAUUUCAAGAAAAUCACUUCGAUAAAUAUGAAUUCCCGCCCCUAUAGGUUGGGGCUCAACUCUAAUUCCAGCAAAUUUUACGUAAUCGACCAGCCAGGCUCAUUGUACUUGCUGGAAACGGAUAUGGCCAACAACAUUAGCAUAGGCCAAGCGUUACGCAAGGACGUGUGGAGCGCCCUGUGGGCCACCGACAACCCGCAAAUGUUGGCCGUGGCGGAGAAAGCGCGGCUCUACGUCAUGAGGGACACUGAACCAGAGGAACCUCUCACUAUGCAGGGAUACUUGUGCAAGUUUAAGGAAUUAGAAAUCACGUCAGCACUUUUGGACAAUGUAGAUGACAAAUGUACACCUCAACAUAUCGUGAGGGUGGAAGUCAAGUCGCUGAGAGAUACGCGACAGCUGAUUGAAAAAGUGGGGCUCAAGGAAGCAGAGAACUUCAUUAAAGAUAACCCACACCCCCAACUGUGGUUGUUACUAGCAGAAGCGGCGCUAAAGAAUUUCGAGUCUGAGUCUGCACUCGAGACGGCAGAGGCUGCGUUUGUACGUCGUAACGAUUAUGCUGGAAUUAAAUUCGUGUCUCGAUUAAACGCAUUACAUUCUAAUGCCCUUAAAAAAGCUGAAAUAUUAGCCUACUUUAAAGAUUUUGAUGCUGCCGAAAAAAUAUACCACAAUGAAGAUAGACGGGACCUAGCGAUAGCUCUUCGGAAACGCUUAGGUCAUUGGUUCCGUGUCGUCGAACUACUGAAGAUGUCUGCAAGUACAACCGAUGCGCAAGUCAAACAGGCGUACAGCAACAUUGGCGAUUAUUACAUUGAUAGGCAGAAUUGGUCUAGUGCACUGGAGUAUUACACAAUGUCAAACAAUACUGAAGGUUUGAAGAAAUGUUAUAUGGCGCUCGAAGAUAACGAGUCUCUGUCCAAAUUAUUUACCACGUCACCGAGAAAUAAGGAGGUGGGCCUGGCAAAGCAAAGUUUGUUGAACGAGCUUAAUGACAGUAUUGGUCAAGAACCAUCAAUACAGGGCAUUAUCCAACUCAAACAAAGUGGCCGGAUGACGCAAGCUGCGGAGAUGGCGUUUCAGUUAGCCAAUUUGGAGGCUUCGAGGAAAGCAUCACCUUUGAAGAUAAAGAAGCUUUAUGUUCUGGCUGGUCAUUUGUACAGCCAAAGCUCCGUCGACGGCAGCCGGUGUCGCGAGGCGGCGCGGUGCUGGCGCGGGGCGCGCGCGGCGCACUGGGCGGCGGCGGGCGCGGCGCGGGCGCGGGCCCGGCCGCCGCGCCCCGAGCCCGCCGCGCGCGCCGCCGCCCGCCUCAUGCAGCACCACGCCGCGCUGCAUCCCGCCAUGCACACACAGGUUUGGUGUACGAUAGCAUCAAUAGCGAUUCAAACCCGAGCAUUUGAGCUAUGUUCGAAGGCUUUAAUUAAACUAGAGGCUCAAGAUCCUGAAACCUUUGAAAAUUUGGCUAUAGAAAUAUUUACGAAGUACAAACCCAAAAACACAAAAGGAAACAAAAUUGAAUGCCCGAAUUGCGAUUGCAGCAUGCCGGAAUGGGCGGCGUCGUGUCCGCGCUGCAGCAGCGAGUUCCCCGAGUGCGCGGUGUCGGGGCGCGGGCUGGGCGCGGGGCAGGCCGUGUGGACGUGCGCCGUCUGCGCCGCGCAUGCGCAGCACCACGAGCUCGUGCUGCGACACUCCUGUCCCAUGUGCCAUGCUCAACUCUCAUAGACUUCUUCUGACUCUUGGAAUGGAGAGAAUACUUUUAAUUUAUUGAAACAAUCCAUUUUUGGCAAUAAUAAGAGGACGAUCUCUACUCGACAGUACCUACUUAGUAAUUUAGUACCUACUUACUCAAUAUUAGAUGUAAUAUGUUUAUUUCAUUAACCAUUAUGUACACAAAAAAUAUAAGAAUGACCUUUUCAGCAAGGGUAUGGUUGAAGUAGGGAAUUAAAUACAUACAAUGUAAGUAGUAAUAAAAUACUAAUAAUUAUUUAUAAUGAUUAUAAAAUAAAAAACCAAUACAUUAUAAUUUAAACUUUUAUUUAAAUAGGGUUUCACAAAGUAAGAACAUGUUUUCUUUGUUGAACAUUACUGAAAUCCUGACUAGAUAAAUAAAAAAAAAAAACAUUAUUAAUUAGUAUAUUAAGUGAUUUCUGAUAUUUAAGACAAUUUGAACAGCUUCAGUUAAUUAGAAUAUUUUGUACUAUUAACAAUACAUGAAAACAUUGCAUACCUAUUGAAGUGGCAAAACAAACAUGUUUAAAAGUUAUGUAUACCUUAAUGAACACAGCAAUAAUUCUAAUUCAUAUUAAUUUUCAGUAUUGGUAUGCUUUUUACUCACAAUACAAGCUAUGUAUAACACAUUUUUAUACUAAAGGCAACAAGUGAGUCACAAACAUCAAAAUAUUACAAACAUCUACUUAGUACAAUAUUUGAAGUAUGCAUUUAAUUUAGUGGAUGUUUAUAAUAUUGUGGAUGGACAUGGACUAUUAUGGUUAAAAUAAAUUUAUUCAAUGCAAAAACAAAGCUUUAACAUAUUAUUCUAAGGAAAAAUUGGUUUUAUGUAUCUAAUUAUAAAAAGUAACUGAACUUAAAACAAAUGCCUUCAUUAAAUUAAUUUAUUUAUUCAUUUAAUGAAAAUGAACUGGUACUUUUGUAAAAAUAAUAGCUAACAGCAUACUUAAUUCUGAAUGGAUAAUUUCUAAAGACAAAAUAAAUUUGACUUAGUCAUACUUCUUUACAUUGAAAUUAAAAUUGAUACAUCCAUUCAUAAGACACAAUAAUUGUGAAACAUGCUUAAAAUUAUGCUUUAUACUUGAGAUAAACAAUCACUAUUAUUAUUUGCUCACUUCAAGCUGACCUGCAGAUGUUGAUAAAUGUAACAAAUCCCAUCUAAUUAUGUAUGUAUUUGCUACUAUUAUUAGAGUUAUUGCAGUAUCAAUAAUGUGAGUUCUAAACCAGGUUACAAUGAUUGUGGUCAAGAGUGUAUAGAUACAUGUAUAGCAUAUUACACCUCAGAAACAACAUGCUCACAAUGUAUAGCUUUAAAAAUUGUGUAAGGAUUAUGAAGCAUAAUAAAAUUGUACCUAAUUAUAUUCUGUAAUUAAUUAUCAGAA
Messenger RNA from Spodoptera frugiperda (fall armyworm), 4674 nucleotides. RefSeq names its product WD repeat-containing protein 35 (gene Oseg4). Gene Ontology annotation, cellular component: non-motile cilium; intraciliary transport particle A. The coding region runs from base 164 to 3286 and encodes 1040 amino acids. Lineage: Eukaryota; Metazoa; Arthropoda; Insecta; Lepidoptera; Noctuidae. Gene Ontology annotation, molecular function: protein binding. The transcript has 22 exons. The record is from RefSeq and is a predicted model, not a curated record. Gene Ontology annotation, biological process: protein localization to cilium; intraciliary retrograde transport; non-motile cilium assembly.